UCCGACAGCAUGCCCUUGAACGACUUACAACCAAUGGCAUAUGCGACAAUGCAUAACUUUACGGCCAUGAACCACAACCAAAGCUCUACUACGGUGCCAAACCCCGUUCAGGAGCAACAGUUCUGCCUACGGUGGAACAACUACCACUCAAAUCUGUCGACGGUGUUCGACCAGCUGUUUCAAGCCGAAUCGUUCGUCGAUGUCACACUGAUUGGUGAAGGCCGUCCAAUCAAGGCCCACAAAAUGGUCCUGGCAGCCAGUAGUCCGUACUUUCAGACGAUCUUUCAGGAAACUCCCUGCAAGCAUCCCGUAGUUAUCAUCAAAGACGUCAAGUGGGAAGACUUGAAAGCUUUGGUGGAAUUUAUGUACCGUGGCGAAAUCAACGUUGCCCAAGAACAACUCCGACCUCUACUUAAUCUGGCACAAAUGUUUCAAAUUCGUGGACUGACGGAUGUUUCCCACGAAGAUGUUGAACCUGAACCGCCAGCGCCCCCCGUCCCAGUGCGCGAAACAGUCAAUACCAACGUGGAGCAGUUCACGGUCUACACGGCGUCCAUCGUGGAAAACCUUCAGCAGAACUUCAAUACCCCAACCAACAACGAUCUCGGCCCCAGGAGGUCCUCCAAAGACAAAGACUCUUCCCGGAAGCAAACCCUAGAAACCAUGGACAUCACCGUUGAAUGGCCCAAACUAGAACCCAGGGAUGAUUCUCCAGCCGUAGUAGAACCCCCGGCCAAAGCUCCCCGCAAACGCAAGUCUACAUCCAACGACAACAACACCGAUGGCAACUACCUCACCCUUCAACAACCAGAACCAACAACGGCGUACAUUCCAGCUGCGAUCAGCCAACCUAUUACGGUCGUCUCUCAACCUCCACCUCUGGCGCCACCACUUGUGCUGCAAAACCCCUACCAACCGGAUGACACGGACUCCAAGAUGACCACCUUCCUGGACGCCGCUACCAAUGAAGUCGACGAUGCAUCCUUGAAUACUUCCCAAGACCAGAAUGCUACAAACGAAUCCAAAUCAAAAGCAUCGAAAGCACCCGCAUGGAACUCUAAUCAACUUCAGGAAGCCAUCGCCGCCGUCGUAACGCAACGAUUGCGUUUCACCCAGGCCAGCGCCCAGUACAACAUCCCCAAAGGCACACUGUACGACAACAUUCUUGGCAAGGCACACCGGAUGGCCGUCCUCCAGGAGUUGGCCCUCAGGCCGGAGGAGGAAGCCGCCGUGCUGAAUUUCUGCUGCGAUACGGCCACCUCGCCGUACAACAAGCGCACCAAGCGAUCGCUCAGCAGCAUCCUGGAGUUCAUCAGUCACUUCCAGACCUUCCGGGACAAGGGUGAUCAGUUCAAGUUCGGUGGCAAGCCCGGUUUCCGGUGGUGGUGGGCCUUCUGUCGGAAGCACUCGAUCGUUUCGCUGUACUACGAAGGGCUGAAGCUGAGCGACGAUCAGGACUCGUCGAUUUCCAGCAAGAAAAGCCGCAAAAGUUUGGAAUUUGACGCGAUGGAUGCGGUUUGAAUGUUUUUAGGUUUUAUUUGCAGAUGCGUGUGUGCCUUUUAAGCAAUUACUUUGUGAUUUUAACAUUCUCGUUGAUUUUGUACAAUUAUCGUGACAAGAAACUCAGCUAAGGUAAGGUUAUGUAAAUAAGACGACAAAAACUGGA
This is a messenger RNA of Aedes albopictus (Asian tiger mosquito), 1666 nucleotides long. Its product is annotated as protein abrupt. Gene Ontology annotation, molecular function: DNA binding; protein binding. Gene Ontology annotation, cellular component: nucleus. The record is from RefSeq and is a predicted model, not a curated record. Bases 10 to 1521 code for a protein of 503 amino acids. NCBI's taxonomy places the organism in Eukaryota, Metazoa, Arthropoda, Insecta, Diptera, Culicidae. Gene Ontology annotation, biological process: regulation of transcription by RNA polymerase II. The transcript is spliced from 3 exons.